AUGGAUCGUGAAUCGAUCGGUGGUCGAACACGAGGAAGCUCAGUUUGGUUGAAGAAUGAUGAUGACGAAAAUGACGAUGACGAUAUAAUGGAUUUGCUGGAUCAGAAUAUGAUGCUGAAGAAAAUCGCAACUAGCCGACCAGAUAAGGCGAAAAACAAAACAAAACCGGAUCGAGAACUUCAGGAUGGUGAGAUGGGCAGUGGUGGUUUCAGGCUAACAAAGGAUGGACGACUGAUCAUCGAGGAUUUGGAUGAAGCAAAUCAACGGAAAAGAAAGGUUUUUGACGGUGAACCACUUGAUAUUUCCGGAAAAAAAUCGAGAAUCGGUGAUUUUGAAAAUGGUGGCAACAAUGGAAAUGAUGAUGAUGACGAAGGUGAUGGAAGCGAUAGCGAUAUUGAGACAUUAGUGAGCAAAAAAAGUGGACGGAGUGAAAAAGGUAAACGCAGAGAAAAUUACACUGAUGCCUCAUCAAAAGCCCGGUUCUCAGCGAAGAAGAAGCAGGGUGCUUCGUCGUUGAAACAAAAAAGGGGCCCAGGUGAUGCGAGAAGAAAAGGUGAAAAGUACGAACCGUACACUUAUAUACCGCUGCGCAAGCGCAAAGGGCAAAACUUUCUCGAUCCGUUGAUUACAGUCGUGAUGACCAGUAGCUUAUCAUCUUAA
Molecule: messenger RNA, 660 nt
Organism: Gongylonema pulchrum
Lineage: Eukaryota; Metazoa; Nematoda; Chromadorea; Rhabditida; Gongylonematidae
Source: the annotation of a GenBank genome assembly